CUACGCCCCUACCGAAUCAUCUCACUAGAGCAGCGUGUAGCCACGCCCCUUAGCAUAGCACAGUAUUGAAGUAUAACUACGCCCCUACCGAAUCAUCUCACUAGAGCAGCGUGUAGCCACGCCCCUUAGCAUAGAAAAGAGCCGCAGCGAUAACCACGCCCCAUCUCAUAGAAGACCAUAACCACGCCCCUCCCCUUUACACUGCGCGCUGUUCUUGCUGCGGGAGAAAGCCACGCCCCUCCACAUCCUCAAUAUGAACUUUUCGCGCGGAAACUUUCGCGGGAAAUCGUAGUUUGGCGCCCUCCACACCUGUGUGCACAUCGGCUUCGCUGCUCCUCGUCAACUUUCACCAUGGAUCCCUUCAAGCUACAGCGUGCUGAACUUUCAAAACCCAAGAAUUUCCAGAAAUUUCGGAACGUGAAUUUGAUUUCCAUGGAGACCUCGUCAUCCUCCGAUGACAGUUGUGACAGUUUUGGCUCGGAUAAUUUUGCAAACACAAAAAACAUGUUUAGAAAAGGCAUGAGCAAAAAGCUGGCCACAAUAUUCUCUCAGGAUUCAGAUACAGAAUCAUUCAGUGGGUUUUCAGAAAGUGAUAUGAGAAUUGAAUCUGACUCAGAAGAGAGACCUCAAAUGCUUAGAAGGUCCACAAGAGGUCAAGCCAAAAAGAAUGAACCGCUGAAAGUAGCUCUCAAGUUUCCUCCGAAAAGGAAUGCAAAAACAAGUCCACCAAAAAAGGAAAAGCCAACAAAGGCAAAGAGAGAAAAGGAAGAGGCUGAGGAGUCGGACAGUGAGAGUGGUCCCAAUUUCUUGGAGAAACGUGCCUUGAACAUUAAACAGAACAAAGAGAUGCUUGCACAGUUGAUGGCAGAACUCAAAAGCUUCCCUGACUUCAUGUCAAGCCCAGGUCCAUUCUCUCCUGACAUGAAAAUGAAGCGAACUCCGAGAACUCCACGCAGCACUCCAGGACAUGUCAGAAGGAACCCAGAAAGAACCUCACGACCUCAUACCAGAUCCAGAUCUCUUGUUGAUGGCCCACCAAGCCCCACCCCAGAUGAGGAUAGUGUCGAUGAUGACCACUACUAUUUGAUUAGGAAAAGAAAGAUGUAUGAUGAGUUUGAUGAGGAUGAUGGUUAUGCACCCAGAUACCGUCGCCAGAGUUCUCACACCCUCCCCCAUAUAAUUCGACCAGUUGAGGACAUAACAGAAGAGGAACUGAAUGCCAUCUGUGUCACCGCAAGAGAUAAAGUCUAUAACAGAGCAACAGGCUCAACCUGUCAUCAGUGUCGUCAGAAGACAGUAGACACUAAAACAAAUUGCCGAAAUCCUGAAUGCAUGGGGGUGAGAGGACAGUUCUGUGGCCCUUGCCUAAAGAAUCGCUAUGGGGAGGAUGUGAGGACUGCCUUAUUAGAUCCAGAAUGGACAUGCCCACCAUGUAGGGGGAUCUGUAACUGCAGUUUUUGUAGACAGCGAAAUGGCAGGUGUGCCACAGGUGUUUUGGUCUACCUGGCCAAAUACCAUGGAUAUGACAACGUACAUGCAUAUUUAAACAGCUUGAAACGUGAAUUGGAAAUGGAAGACUGAAAAUAUCAUCCCUUAUGGGCAAAAAGAUCUCAAAAAGUGCUAGACAAGUUAUUUGUGAUGCAGCACCAAUAACAUAUAAAAAAAAGUGCCUAGAAUGUUGCUUUUAGACUGUUGUAAGCUUACUUUGUUUUAAAAUUAGGUAAAUGCUCUAAAAUAGAAUGUAAAAGUACUCCUCACACAGCAUUUCGUAACGGUUUCUUCAUUUUGAAGGGGUACUCUGGUGGAAAACUUAAAUUUUUUUUUAUCAACUGGUGCCAGUAAAUUUAAACAGAUUUGUUUUAUUUUUAAAACACAGUUCUCUGCUGACAUCAUGACCACAGUGCUCUCUGCUGACAUCAUGACCACAGUGCUCUCUGCUGACAUCUGCUCAUUUUAGGAACGGUCCAGAGUAGAAGAAAAUCCCCAUAGCAAACAUAUGCUGUUCUGGACAGUUCCUAAAAUGGACAGAGAUGUCAGCAGAGAGCUCUGUGUUCCAAAAAGAAAACAAUUUCCUCUAGUAUUCAGCAGCGAAUAAGUACUGGAAUGAUUAAGAUUUUUUUUUUUUUUUUUUUAAAGUCAUUUACUAAUCUAACUUUCUGGCACCAGUUGAAUUAAGUUUCCCCCGGAGUACCCCUUUAAACUGUGCACUUAGUAAGAAAAAAAGUGAAACAUGCCUAUUAAGUGCACCUUAUGUAAGGUUUCUGUUACUCCCAAAGUUGGUAUAACAAAGCUGUAAAAGAAACAAAUUCUCAUUUAACAAAAUGAGGCCUUGUUGCCUAUAGCAACCUAUUAAUAGAAAAUGUUGUGGCAAUGAGGAUCGUUUGACUGUUGGACCAUUGUGUAUUGUAAAAAGUGUUUUAUAAUCUGUAUAUAGACUAAAUGAAGGUUUGCCUUUUAUAUAAAAGCAAACAAUAUAUUUUUACCAUAACAAAAAAUCUUUCUCCCAGAUGACAAAAGCUACUGUUUUUUUUUUUUUUAGUUUGUCAUGUGUGAAUUCUAUUGCCUCUAUUUCCUCUAAACAAUAGGACAUGACCGCUAUUUCCACUGGACAAGUCAUCUGGUGGGAUUUUGUAGUAGGAAAGAGAAAGGAAUAUCUGAGUAGAUUACUAGUGUUCUUGUAACAAAACUACUUUGAUGUAUAAUUCAAGGUUUGAUUUAAACAUGUAUCUGUUUCCCAACCAGGGUGCCGCCAUAAACUGUUCAAAACUACAACUCCCAACUUGCCUGGACUGGCAAAGGCUGUUCGGGCAUGCUGGGAGUUGUACUUUUGCAACAGCUGGAGGCACCCUGCCUGGGGAUGUAUCAUUAUAAGGAAAUGAUGGUCAUCACCCACAUGUGCUACGGGGUGUGAAUAUUUGCACUUCCUUGCUCAUGACAUUACUCUGAAAAAAAAACCUUAUAGCGCCAUUUCUACAUUAUAACAUCCUGGAAAUGUAUGGCAAAAAACUGAAGCCUAAAAAUGUUAGUUUCCCCUGUCAGUGUGGAGUAUCCCUACCCAACCAUGACAGUCAGCACUCAACACAAGGGGAUAGAAUGGUAACACCCAGUUGUCAGUUUAUUCACAUACCUCCUAGAAUUACACUAUCUGGUUUUAGAAAACUUAUUUUCAGCAGUUCAUUUUAAAAUCAGUAUUUUCUGGAAUAGAAAAUUUUAGUAUUUGAACUGGACAAAGUAAAGUUUUUUUAUAUUUGACAUGAAUGUGUACCAUCUUUUUCAAACGUACUUGUAUUUGCUGGGUUAGAUCACUCAAGGUUUUCAGUUUUCCACCGAUGCAUGUUUAAAUAAACUUGUUUUUACAUAUGUGUAUCCAUUCAUUUUUCAUUCUUGUACAUCAAUCCACAAAAAUGGGAUUUUUUUUUGUGUCCUCCCUCCCCAGGAGCACUCUUGGUAGAAGCUACAUGCAUACUGUGUAUUGUGAGGGGGUUUUGUUCAUAAUCUAUUUUCAGAAUAUAUAAUUAAAAUGGAGACAGCUGGCUAUGAUGUUGCUGCAGGAUGAUAUAUAAAAGGCAUAUUAUAUUCAAGUUGUUUAGAUAAUCACUGUUCCUGCAGCGACUGAAUCGGCGCUGUGGUUGUUUACGUCUGAUUCAAUUUUUAUAGUCCUUUUUUUAAACAGCUGCAUAGAGAGCAUAUUAUAUGUAAAGACUGACUACUGUAUACCUGCUGCUGAACUUCCUCCAUU
Messenger RNA from Hyla sarda, 3739 nucleotides. It is a transcript of the gene CDCA7, whose product is annotated as cell division cycle associated 7. Lineage: Eukaryota; Metazoa; Chordata; Amphibia; Anura; Hylidae. The record is from RefSeq and is a predicted model, not a curated record. Gene Ontology annotation, biological process: regulation of DNA-templated transcription. Gene Ontology annotation, cellular component: nucleus. The transcript is spliced from 10 exons. The coding region runs from base 352 to 1581 and encodes 409 amino acids.